Cydia fagiglandana is the source of this 1338-nucleotide messenger RNA. Its product is annotated as insecticyanin-A-like. The transcript is spliced from 4 exons. Gene Ontology annotation, cellular component: cytoplasm. The coding region runs from base 62 to 691 and encodes 209 amino acids. NCBI's taxonomy places the organism in Eukaryota, Metazoa, Arthropoda, Insecta, Lepidoptera, Tortricidae. Gene Ontology annotation, biological process: response to reactive oxygen species; lipid metabolic process. The record is from RefSeq and is a predicted model, not a curated record. Gene Ontology annotation, molecular function: retinoid binding; retinol transmembrane transporter activity.
GCAAGCAUUCGAUAUCACAACUUCGCCCCGAGUACUUGUUUAAAAAUAAACAGAAUAAAGAAUGUUGUUUUUAGUAUGUUGUCUGCUUGGGGUUUUUGGGGUUUCGGCGGAUAAUAUACAGGGAGAAUGUCCAACGAUCAAAAUUCAAGAAAAUUUGGAUUACACCAAGUUUUCAGGCAGCUGGUACAACGUGGCCAGCUACGCCAGCGAUGGUCGAUCGAUCUACGACUGCGCUACGCUGGACUUCCAAGAGGACAACCUGGGUUACACCCUAAAGGAGACCUACGUGGUUGCUGAGGGGAACCGGACUCACAAGUCUUAUCUGGCUAGGGUUGAUCCCACCUUCGAUGCUGGAAACAGGGCGCAGUUCAUUGUCAGUUACGAGAAUGCUGAUAAAGUGCUACAGUUCCCGUUCUUCAUACUAUCCACUGACUACGACAACUAUGCCAUCGCAUACACCUGCAAGACUUACAAGAAGAAGCCGAGAACCCAUUACGUUUUCUCCUGGGUCUUAUCAAGAAACAAGCAAAAGUUAGAAGGAGAAACAUUGAAAAAAGUUGAAGACGCCUUGUCAAAAUACACGGAGUUGGCCGAGCAUAGACAGUCAUUUGUUUUUAAAGAAUUCUCAGACGCAGAAUGUCAGUUCUCGCAAAAAUUCGAGACAGAUUUCUUUACUAGUAAUUUUUGGUAAUCUUAUAAUAUAAAUAUUAAAUUAGAUUACCUGUCACGUUAAGAGCCAACUGGAGUGGUAAUUUCUCCAUACAAACGUACUCGACUGUUUCCUCCGUGGGUUUGGAUGCUAGAGCAAUGAUUUUUUCAACACAGAUUAAUAUUGUCCAUAUCUGUGUUGGACCGUUUUGCUUUAUUUGAUAUUUUUGUUAUUCAAUGCGCUAGAGCCCUUCAAAAAUGAGAGGCGUGCUAUUCAAAACUGAUAUCAAUUAGCCAAAAAAGCAAAACGGUCUGACACAGAUAAUUUUGUAAUAAUUUGGAUUUCCAAGUUUGGUUAGGAUCGGUUUAGUUUUGGAGGAGGAAACAGGCGAGUACGAAACCUCGAUUAUUGAGAUAUUUACGCGGGAUUUUUCGCCUUGUCCUUAUCGCACUAGUUUUAGGAGCCGCUUCCGUUAGCGAGACGGGUAUAUUUACCAAUAUUUAAAAUCAGCUCCUGUUUCGUCUUAAGCAAUGUUUUCAAUUUAUAAAAUAUCAACUUGCAUAACCCGACUAAUGUAAUUAGUCGAAGAAGACUGGUCGGCUGAAGUGUCUUUUCCAAUGUUUUAAUUUUUAUACACUUAUACAAAAAAACUGUGAUUAUAUAUUUUUAUUAAAAACGACCGGCAGUUU